Molecule: messenger RNA, 494 nt
Organism: Gastrolobium bilobum
Lineage: Eukaryota; Viridiplantae; Streptophyta; Magnoliopsida; Fabales; Fabaceae
Product: probable small nuclear ribonucleoprotein F
Exons: 4
Biological process (GO): spliceosomal snRNP assembly; mRNA splicing, via spliceosome
Cellular component (GO): U1 snRNP; catalytic step 2 spliceosome
Molecular function (GO): RNA binding
Source: RefSeq, a predicted model, not a curated record
UGUGUUUUGCAGACUACAGUUAAUCACAAGCCUUUCUUGAACAAUUUGAUUGGGAAACCUGUUAUUGUGAAACUAAAGUGGGGAAUGGAGUACAACUGUUAUCUUGUCUCAGUUGAUUCCUAUAUGAACUUGCAGCUGGCCAACACUGAGGAGUAUAUCGAGGGACAAUUUACUGGAAAUUUAGGAGAAAUUUUAAUCAAAAGGGUAACAUCAGAAGCCAAUGUGCAUCAGGAAGUUCAACCAAAGGGGAUUUGAGGUCACUGUUGCAUCUCUCAGUAUUGGGCACAUUUGAUAAAUAUCUCGGUUCAUUAAGUAGUAAUGAAAGGGGAUUUGAGAUGUGAAAGAGUAUAAACAGUUUUCUGUUUUCUGUUAUUCAGUUGUAACUAAUUCCAUAUUUAGUGGGUUGUUAUAGCACAGCUAUAUAUACUGUAAUUUACCAUUUAUCUGUAACUGAGUUUUCAUAUUUUCUGAUAAUAAAAUCAGAUACCAAUUUC